Messenger RNA from Electrophorus electricus (electric eel), 1979 nucleotides. The record is from RefSeq and is a predicted model, not a curated record. NCBI's taxonomy places the organism in Eukaryota, Metazoa, Chordata, Actinopteri, Gymnotiformes, Gymnotidae.
AUGCUUCGCUCGUCGGAGAUGAGGGCCAGGGAUGUGCGGGUGAUUUAUGGCCCCAGGUGGAGGUUAGGCACAGCGUUCACAGACGCUGCUUUACGAGCAGAUAUUCCUAGUGAGAAUGGUGCACUGAGAGAAAGGGACUUGUCCCUGGAGCUUUGUAGGAUCAGGGAUGAAGUGGCGGUGGCCGUGGGUCGAUGGGAGUGUCUGCAGGGUGAGAAGGAGGAGUUGGAGAACCGUUUCCAGGAGCAGCUGAAGGAGCUGAGGGUGCAGAAGCAGAAGGAGCUCCAGGCUCUGCAGGAGAUACUGAGACACGAGCAGCAGGAGGAGACGGAGCUCCUGCAGAAACAGCAGCACAACCAGCUAGAGCAGCUCUGCUCACAGCACCACCAACAGGUGGAGGAGAUGACUCAGAGUCAUGAGGCUGCCCUGCAGGAGAUGGGGGCAUCUCACAGUUCCACCCUGGUCACUUUACAGGAGGAGUACAACAGGUCCAUCAAGAAUUUGAAGAUGGCUCAUGAACAGGAGAAGAAAUCUCUGGAGGAAGAAUUUGAGAAGCUCAGACUGUCACUGCAGGAUCAGGUGGACACACUGACGUUUCAGAACCACAGUCUGAGAGACCGAGCAAAACGCUUUGAGGAGGCCCUGCGCAGAAGCACUGAUGAACAGAUUGUGGAUGCCUUGGCCCCAUACCAGCACAUAGAGGAGGACCUAAAGAGUCUUAAAGAGGUUCUGGAGAUGAAGAACCAUCAGAUCCACGAACAGCAGCUGAAGAUAUCUGAGCUGGAGAGAACGGCCCAGAAGAAUGUGUUGUUGGAGGAGCGUGUUCAGGUUCUCCAGCAGAAGAAUGAAGACCUCAAGGCGAGAAUAGACCUGAAUCUUGCCUUGUCCAGGCAGUUGUCAGAGGAGAACGCUAACCUGCAGGAAUACGUGGAGAAAGAGAGCAAUGAGAAGAAGCGUCUGAGCCGAACCAACGAGGAGCUUCUCUGGCGGCUGCAGACGGGGGAGCUGAGCCCACGGAUGUCCCCCAACCAGUCGCCCCUACAUAGGCCCCCUGUGGACUCUGCCUCGCCUACUCGCCUCCCACCCUGCCCUCCGUGAGCCCCGCCCACUCCCACCUGCGCCUCCGUGAUCUCCGCCCACUCAGGAUCAUUGCAGGGCUGCUGUCACUCCUAUGUUAGCUUCUUCUGUAAAGAUUUAGCAGACAGGCAGAGAAGUGCUUCCUGUAGCAUCACAGACUGUGUUUAACAUACUUAGGUGCCGAUAACCGUACCUUCUUUACCGUAAGGAUGGUGCAUCAUGAUUUCAGUACCUCAAGAGGAGUGGGGUUAAGUUCAAACCUACAAACCUUUGCAAAUCAUCAAUUUAAUUGUGAACGAACAAAUGGUACCUUCCAUGUAAUAUGGUUUCCACGGAUCAUAGGUCUCGAAUAAGAACAUGCAGAACGUUUGUUUGUUCGUCAACAUUAGUGAUCCGCAGGGAGUUGAAUGCAGUCGUUUCUAUCGUAGUACACAGUGCAAAUGCAUCUGACAAUUAUUGGCAUGCUCUGUAUAUUUAAUGGUGACCAUCUCUCUUGCUUGUAAGCAUUUCUGAUUUUCCUGGGAUAAUGAAAGGAAUGAAUAGGAUAACCAGGAUACAGAACACCUGUACUUAAGGACCGUCUUUAAUUCAGCUUUUCCAAAGGAAAUAGACCCACCAGCUGUCUGCUCUCUAGAUAUUAAAAGAUUAAAACACAGCCAGUACCACAUUAACACACAUGCAUUAUCACUUUAAACCCAAAAAAUAUCUUUCUCUAUCAAAUUAGAUGCCACAUGGCAGUAGGCCCUACAAUGUCCAUUACUGUCUGUGCUUUUGAAAUAUCUGCCCCUACAAAGAGCUUUUCUUACUGCUAUUCUUCAUUCUUUUAAUACUCUUAGUUGGAGGGUUUCCUGAACACCUGAGUGUGUGUGUGUGUGUGUGUGUGUGUGUGUGUGUGUGUGUGUGUG